AACUGUCGCUCACCUGGUGACUUAAGUCAUGGUCUUAAAAUCGGUAAUAACUACACACACGGAAAAACAGUUCGAUACUCUUGUAACUUUGGGUACACACUUGAAGGCGAGGCUGAACUGACUUGUGUAGAUGGAAGAUGGAACACUGCCACUCCCAAGUGUAAAGGUUAGCGUUCAUUCUUGUUUUCUAAAAUAAAAGCUUGUGUUGAUUUUGGAGGUAAAGCGGGUUGUCUUAUUUGCAACAUUUCAAAUUUCGUUGCAGAUUUUUUAAUGGUUGCAAAAUGAAUUACAUAGCCCGCAACUUUGAACCGUUAAAACAAGAAUUAGCUCGUGUGCGUCUAUUCAAGUUGCAGUUACUUAAUACCCUGCAAUCUUUAUUUCUUCUUUUAUUGUAUUGUAUGUAAACGACAAAGGCUAAAAAUUAACGACCCUGUAAUUAUUACUAUAGCUGUUGAGUGUGGUGAUCCUGGCAAACCAACAAAUGGAAAGCAGAUUGUCAGAAAGGGCUACGUCUAUGGCGGAUCAGUCAAGUUUGUUUGCGACGAGAAUUACACUGUAGUGGGAGCUGAUGUUAUGUUUUGUCAAGCUAAUAAGAGUUGGAGUUCUUCUGUUCCACGCUGCGUG
Messenger RNA from Porites evermanni, 624 nucleotides. Lineage: Eukaryota; Metazoa; Cnidaria; Anthozoa; Scleractinia; Poritidae. The record is from the annotation of a GenBank genome assembly.